This is a messenger RNA of Choloepus didactylus (southern two-toed sloth), 480 nucleotides long. RefSeq names its product centromere protein P-like. Gene Ontology annotation, cellular component: chromosome, centromeric region; nucleus. Bases 1 to 480 code for a protein of 159 amino acids. The record is from RefSeq and is a predicted model, not a curated record. The transcript has a single exon. Lineage: Eukaryota; Metazoa; Chordata; Mammalia; Pilosa; Megalonychidae. Gene Ontology annotation, biological process: CENP-A containing chromatin assembly.
AUGGAGGCCGAGUGGGCCGAGGUCCGCGCCUUGGAAGCUGAGAUAGCAGUCCUGAGGCGGGCCUGCGGGGAGCCGCCGGGGCCCCAGGGAGAGACCUCCGGAACUCGAAAAGCAGUUCAAGAAAUAUACCAGUCAGAUCCUAAAGGAUGGGAGUCUUCACAAGAUCUGAGACUUCAACUUGGACAUUUAGAAUCUGAACUUUCAUUUCUAAGUACACUUACUGGCAUCAAUAUAAGAAAUUACUCCAAGGAAACAGAGGACCUAACAAGCACCGAGAUGACAGAAAAGAAUAUAAAGAAAGUUCUUCAAAAACACAGAUUAUCGGGAAAUUGCUGCAAGGUUACAUUUCAACUUGAAUUUCAGAUUCUGGAAAUUCAGAAUGAGGAGAGCUUAUCUUCUGUUGUUACUGACCUCAACAUAAUAAUGGAACCCACAGAAUAUUCAGAAUUAAAUGGAUUUGUGUCUAGAACUUUGUGUUGA